This is a messenger RNA of Colletotrichum higginsianum IMI 349063, 999 nucleotides long. Its product is annotated as Tyrosine phosphatase. NCBI's taxonomy places the organism in Eukaryota, Fungi, Ascomycota, Sordariomycetes, Glomerellales, Glomerellaceae. The transcript has 3 exons. The record is from RefSeq and is a predicted model, not a curated record. Gene Ontology annotation, cellular component: cytoplasm. Gene Ontology annotation, biological process: protein dephosphorylation. Gene Ontology annotation, molecular function: phosphatase activity; inositol diphosphate tetrakisphosphate diphosphatase activity. The coding region runs from base 1 to 999 and encodes 332 amino acids.
AUGAAUCCAUCCAACAUGGCUGGCGCCAUUGUUUCAAAAAGAAGUACAAGACCCUUCCUCGAGGAUGGAGGUGGUCACCCGGAAGAAGAUCCCACCUACCGCCCGACAAGACGCAACUCCAAGCAAGAAGACGCCGUUCCCCUCGAGCUGGCAGAGAAGUACCAGGUCAAGGGCCCCUCACGUCAAGGCUCGCGCGAGUCUGUGUCUGCCCCCGACACCACUCUGGACGUCUACGUACAGAAGCAAAUCAUCUUGGUGGAAGAUGAAAAGUCGAAGCCCGCUGCCCCUGGAGAAAAACCCGUGGUCUGGCAUGAAGAUGCGCUCCUGAAAGCCGCUGAUCAGCUGAAGACACCGUUGGCUUCACCCAUAUCUCCAGGCAUCGAGCGAGUCCUGCCCAUUGACGGGAGACCUAUCAACUUCGGCGUCGUGGUCCCAGGAGUGUAUCGCAGCAGCUAUCCCAAGCCCGAGGAUUUCGGCUUCAUUCGGAAUCUUGGCCUCAAGUCGAUUGUCACCCUUGUCCAGAAGGAUGAUGUCGAUGAGCCAUAUACAGCCUUCAUGUCUGGGAAUGGCAUCCGCCAUCAUGUAUUCAACAUGAAGGGCACAAAGAAGGAGGCUAUCCCUAUCCGGACAAUGAAGGCUAUCCUGCGACUGGUCCUGAACCGCGAGCACCAUCCUUUACUCAUCCAUUGCAACCAUGGCAAGCACCGCACUGGGUGUGUUGUCGGUGUCGUCCGCAAGGUGACGGGCUGGGAGCUCAACACCAUUGUUGAUGAGUAUCGGGCAUAUGCUGAACCCAAGGUCAGAGACUGCGAUAUUAAGUAUCUCACCGACUUUGACCUCUCGGACCUGUCCAACCUGUUUGUUCACGAUGCAAACAUGCGGUUUCGGGUCCGCCACUUCGUCCGGGUGACGCUGUUCAGUGUCUUUGUCAUCUUUGUCUGGAUGCUCUCUGGUCAUAGAAUGCAGACCACAGCCAGGCGGGUCAAAGAUGUAAGAUGA